GCUUUUGGCGCUUCCGCGAACAUGGCGGCGCGGUAGUCAGGACACAGGAAUCUGGGGCGCGGGGAGGCCGCCGAACUCAGAUCAGGCUCGGCGAUGGCGACCCCAGAUCAGAAGUCACCUAACGUUCUGCUGCAGAAUCUGUGCUGUCGGAUCCUGGGCCGGAGCGAAGCUGAUGUUGCCCAGCAGUUCCAGUUCGCUGUGCGAGUCAUCGGCAGCAACUUUGCCCCAACUGUUGAAAGAGAUGAAUUUCUAGUAGCUGAAAAAAUCAAGAAAGAACUAAUUCGACAAAGGAGAGAAGCAGAUGCUGUGCUGUUUUCAGAGCUCCACAGAAAGCUUCAUUCACAGGGAGUUUUGAAAAAUAAAUGGUCAAUUCUCUACCUCUUGCUGAACCUUAGUGAGGAUCCUCGCAAGCAAGCCAGCAAGGUGACUAGCUAUGCUUCGUUAUUUGCACAAGCAUUACCAAGAGAUGCUCACUCAACGCCCUAUUACUACGCCAGGCCUCAGACCCUCCCCCUGAACUACCAGGACCGCAGUACACAGGCGCAGAGCACUGGCAGCCUGGGCAGCAGCGGCAUCAGCAGCAUUGGCAUGUGUGGCCUCAGUGGCCCCACACCUGUGCAACCUUUCCUCCCAGGACAGUCCCAUCAAGCUCCAGGAGUUAGUGAUGGCCUUCGACAGCAGUUGGGGUCACGUCUUGCAUGGACUCUGACUACAAAUCAACCUUCUUCACAAACCCCUACCUCAAAGGGUUUCCCAAAUGCACUUUCUCGAAACAUGACGAGGUCAAGGAGAGAAGGGGAUCCGAGUGGUACUAUGGAAGUGACUGAAGCAGCCCUUGUGAGAGACAUUUUGUACGUCUUCCAGGGGAUCGAUGGCAAAAAUAUCAAAAUGAGCAGCACUGAAAAUUGUUACAAAGUGGAAGGAAAGGCAAACAUAAAUAAAUCCUUAAGGGAUACGGCAGUCAGACUUGCUGAGUUGGGAUGGUUACAUAAUAAAAUCAGAAAAUAUGCUGACCAGAGGAGCCUGGACCGCUCAUUUGGACUUGUAGGUCAGAGCUUUUGUGCUGCCUUGCACCAAGAGCUUAAAGAAUACUACCGGCUGCUUUCUGUUUUACACUCUCAGCUCCAGCUGGAGGAUGAUCAGGGUGUGAAUUUGGGAUUUGAGAGUAGCCUUACGCUGCGGCGCCUCCUGGUUUGGACGUAUGAUCCCAAAAUAAGACUGAAGACCCUUGCAGCCCUGGUGGAUCACUGCCAAGGACGGAAAGGGGGUGAACUGGCUUCUGCUGUCCAUGCCUACACAAAGACAGGAGACCCCUACAUGAAGUCCCUGGUGCAGCACAUUCUGAGCUUGGUGUCCCAUCCUGUCCUGAGCUUCCUUUACCGCUGGAUAUAUGAUGGGGAGCUGGAGGACACUUACCAUGAAUUUUUUGUGGCAUCAGAUCCAACAGUUAAAACUGAUCGGCUGUGGCAUGACAAGUAUACAUUGAGGAAAUCGAUGAUCCCUUCCUUCAUGACAAUGGACCAAUCUAGAAAGGUUCUUUUGAUAGGAAAGUCAAUAAAUUUCUUGCACCAAGUUUGUCACGAUCAGACGCCUACUACAAAAAUGAUAGCUGUGACCAAGUCUGCAGAGUCACCCCGUGAUGCUGCAGAUUUAUUCACAGAUUUAGAAAAUGCAUUUCAAGGGAAAAUUGAUGCUGCUUAUUUCGAGACCAGCAAAUACCUAUUGGAUGUUCUCAAUAAAAAGUACAGCUUGCUGGACCACAUGCAGGCAAUGAGGCGAUACUUGCUUCUUGGUCAAGGAGAUUUUAUAAGGCAUUUAAUGGAUUUACUAAAACCAGAACUUGUUCGCCCAGCAACAACUUUAUAUCAACAUAACUUGACUGGAAUUCUUGAAACUGCUGUAAGAGCCACCAACGCCCAAUUUGACAGCCCCGAGAUCCUCAGGAGGCUGGAUGUGCGGCUGCUGGAGGUCUCUCCAGGUGAUACUGGAUGGGAUGUCUUCAGCCUCGAUUAUCACGUUGAUGGACCGAUUGCCACCGUGUUUACACGAGAGUGCAUGAGCCAUUACCUGAGGGUGUUUAACUUUCUGUGGCGAGCCAAGCGCAUGGAGUAUAUCCUCACCGACAUACGGAAGGGGCACAUGUGCAAUGCGAAGCUCCUGAGGAACAUGCCAGAGUUCUCUGGGGUCUUGCAUCAGUGUCACAUCCUGGCCUCUGAGAUGGUGCACUUCAUUCACCAGAUGCAAUAUUACAUCACCUUUGAGGUGCUUGAGUGUUCUUGGGAUGAGCUUUGGAACAGAGUCCAGCAGGCCCAGGACUUAGACCACAUCAUUGCAGCUCAUGAAGCAUUCCUGGAUACCAUCACCUCCCGCUGUCUCCUAGACAGUGACUCCAGGGUACUUUUAAACCAACUUAGAGCUGUGUUUGAUCAAAUUAUUGAGCUUCAGAAUGCUCAAGAUGCCAUCUACAGAGCUGCUCUGGAAGAAUUACAGAGGCGACUACAGUUUGAAGAGAAGAAGAAACAGCAUGAGGUCGAGGGCCAGUGGGGCGUGACAGCAGCAGAGGAAGAGGAGGAAAACAGGAGAAUCCGAGAAUUCCAAGACUCUAUACCAAAAAUGUGCUCACAGUUGAGAAUAUUGACACAUUUCUACCAGGGUGUUGUGCAGCAGUUUCUGGUGUUGCUGACGACCAGCUCUGAUGAAAGUCUUCGAUUUCUCAGCUUCAGGUUGGACUUCAAUGAACAUUACAAAGCCAGAGAGCCCAGGCUCCGUGUUUCUCUGGGCACCAGGGGGCGGCGUAGUUCCCACACGUGAAGUGUGGGGGGGUCCUCCCUUGGAGCCUGGGUUAUUAGAUGCCCACUCAAGCCCAGAUGCUCAAGCCCAGACCCUCCAGGCAGCUGGGGAGCUGCAGGAGGCCCCUGUCUGCACACAGGCCACAGUGUUCCAGCACCGUGUCUCAUGGAAAUAGUCUCGUUACACACUGGAUUGAGUGUGAUGUCACUAAAUUCAACAGGCUGGCUCACCCACUCUUAAGUCUUCAUAGUUGAAGGACACUGUGAUGUGUCAGGGUGUCCUAAGAUCUCCAUGGUAUAGUGUCACUUAAACAAAACCCUGUUUCUUUUAGCAAAAUCUUAGGACAGUGGUGUGUUCAGAAAUUAAGAUGGCAAUGUCAUUGCUAUUUUUUUAACAUCCUCUUAAGAGGCAGCUUUUAUUACCAUGAUCAAGUUAAAUUGAAACAGGUCCUUACUAAGAAAAUACACCAGAGCAGUUGUUUCGGUUUUAAUGUUCUAAAAUACUAGCCCGCGUGAGGAAAUUAUCCGUGUAUUCCUUCACACGUUUUUUUCUCUUCUAAAGUUUACAUUUUUAUAUUUGGUUUAUUUCAAAUAACUUGUUAGAACAGUACAAAAACAGUCGGAGUGAUAGGGAACAGAAAUGUCCUUAACCAGGGCAGCCCGGCUGAAGGCAGCCAGCUGAACAGUGUGAAUAUGAGAGAGGCGAAGGCAGAUGAAGUGUUUUAUUUUCAAAAUUCUGGUAAGCAUUGGAAAGAAGUUAACUUGGAUAAUGAAAUUUCUUUUUUCCUUGCCUAUUUUUUCAUUGUGAAUAUUUAUAUACUACUGGCCAGAUGUUAGAGGGAACUGUUUUUUUGUAAAAAUGUCAUAUCAGGUCACAUAAAUAUGCCUUUUUUAUGUUGCAUAAGUGAGAAAGUAGAAAAUUAAAAACAAUUAUCUUUCA
Molecule: messenger RNA, 3729 nt
Organism: Nannospalax galili (Upper Galilee mountains blind mole rat)
Lineage: Eukaryota; Metazoa; Chordata; Mammalia; Rodentia; Spalacidae
Gene: Tubgcp3
Product: tubulin gamma complex associated protein 3
Exons: 22
Coding region: 94-2811 (905 amino acids)
Biological process (GO): microtubule nucleation; cytoplasmic microtubule organization; spindle assembly
Cellular component (GO): spindle pole; equatorial microtubule organizing center; gamma-tubulin small complex
Molecular function (GO): gamma-tubulin binding; microtubule minus-end binding
Source: RefSeq, a predicted model, not a curated record